Messenger RNA from Branchiostoma floridae (Florida lancelet), 6727 nucleotides. RefSeq names its product clathrin heavy chain 1. Lineage: Eukaryota; Metazoa; Chordata; Leptocardii; Amphioxiformes; Branchiostomatidae. The transcript is spliced from 33 exons. Gene Ontology annotation, molecular function: clathrin light chain binding; structural molecule activity. The record is from RefSeq and is a predicted model, not a curated record. Gene Ontology annotation, biological process: receptor-mediated endocytosis; intracellular protein transport. Gene Ontology annotation, cellular component: clathrin coat of coated pit; clathrin-coated endocytic vesicle; clathrin complex. Bases 338 to 5443 code for a protein of 1701 amino acids.
UCGCACUCCCGACAGAAAAUAGUCCCAAAACUGAGAAAAAAUUUUUCUCUCAAUUCUGACCUAAAGUAAUGUUGCUGUUUAUACAAUAUUAUUUCUGAAUAUGAAUCAAUACUAAUGAUAUCCAUUUGUUGGCUUGCCUGAUAUGGUGACGAUAUUUUCUCAGCGGAGUAAUAUAUAAACAAGGAGAGUCGGCCAUUUCACGCCCUUUCCGCCAGUGUCCGCGGUUUCUGCCGGCUUCAACGAAUACAAACGCCGGCGUUUGUGGAUUCGAACCCGGGGACGAAAAAGGGAUAAACAUUGACUAGACGGUUGCAGUAAGAGUUGUCAAGUAUCGGACAUGGCGCAGAUUCUGCCCAUCCGCUUCCAGGAGCACCUCCAGCUUCAAAAUGUUGGCGUCAACGCAGCGAAUAUCGGGUUCAGCACCCUCACCAUGGAGUCCGACAAGUUCAUCUGCGUGCGGGAGAAAGUUGGCGACCAGGCGCAGGUGGUCAUCAUCGACCUGGCUGACGCGGCCAACCCCAUUCGCCGACCCAUCUCCGCAGACUCCGCCAUCAUGAACCCCGCCAGCAAGGUCAUUGCUUUGAAAGGCAGCGGCAGUGCUGGAAAGACUCUGCAGAUCUUCAACAUUGAGAUGAAGAGUAAGAUGAAGGCCCACAACAUGGUGGAGGAUGUGACCUUCUGGAAGUGGAUAACUGUCAACACCAUCGCCCUGGUAACUGAGACGGCUGUGUACCAUUGGGCCAUGGAAGGUGACUCGCAGCCGCAGAAGAUGUUUGACCGCCAUUCCAGCUUGGCCGGGUGCCAGAUCAUCAACUACCGCACGGACGCAGCGCAGAAGUGGCUUCUUCUCAUCGGCAUCUCGGCACAGGUGGCCCAAUCACCAAGUUCUGACACGCAAAACAGAGUUGUUGGUGCCAUGCAGCUGUACUCUGUGGACCGUAAGGUCAGCCAGCCAAUCGAAGGCCACGCAGCGGCGUUCGGUCAGUUCAAGAUGGAAGGUAACUCCGAACAGUCCACGCUGUUCUGCUUCGGAGUCCGGGGCGCCCAGGGUGGGAAGCUACAUAUCAUUGAGGUGGGACAGGCGCCUUCUGGGAACCAACCAUUCACCAAGAAGGCAGUGGACGUUUUCUUCCCUCCAGAAGCACAGAAUGACUUCCCUGUGGCCAUGCAGGUGAGCUCUAAGCAUGACGUCAUCUUCCUUGUGACCAAAUAUGGCUACAUCCAUCUGUACGACUUGGAGAGCGGUGUCUGCAUCUACAUGAACCGGAUCAGUGGAGACACCAUCUUUGUCACCGCGCCCCACGAGGCCACCAGCGGUGUCAUCGGAGUCAACCGUAAAGGACAGGUCCUGUCUGUGAGUGUGGAGGAGGACAACAUCAUCCCCUACAUCACCAACGUGCUGCAGAACCCUGACCUGGCACUGCGCAUGGCCGUCAGGAACAACCUGGCCGGCGCCGAGGACCUCUUCGUGCGCAAGUUCAACACUCUGUUCUCCCAGGGCAACUACUCGGAGUCCGCUAAGGUCGCAGCUAACGCACCAAAGGGGAUCCUGCGUACCCCCCAGACGAUCCAGCGUUUCCAGCAGGUCCCAGCGCAGGCUGGCCAGACGUCCCCACUGCUGCAGUACUUCGGCAUCCUGCUGGACCACGGGCAGCUCAACAAGUACGAGUCCCUGGAGCUGUGCCGCCCCGUCCUGCAGCAAGGCAGGAAACAGCUGCUGGAGAAAUGGCUCAAGGAGGAAAAGCUUGAGUGUAGCGAGGAGCUUGGAGAUCUAGUCAAGACGAGCGACCCCACACUAGCACUCUCCGUCUACCUUCGCGCCAACGUGCCCAACAAGGUCAUCCAGUGUUUUGCGGAGACCGGGCAGUUCCAGAAGAUCAUCCUGUACGCCAAGAAGGUUGGCUACACCCCGGACUACAUCUUCCUGCUGCGUAACGUGAUGCGCAUCAACCCCGACCAGGGCCUGCAGUUUGCACAGAUGAUGGUGCAAGACGAGGAACCAAUGGCUGACAUCAACCAGAUUGUUGAUGUGUUUAUGGAGAUGAACCUGGUGCAGCAGUGCACAUCCUUCCUCCUGGAUGCGCUGAAGAACAACCGUCCGUCAGAGGGCGCGCUCCAGACACGCCUGCUGGAGAUGAACCUCAUGUCUGCUCCCCAGGUGGCAGACGCUAUCCUCGGGAACCAGAUGUUCACGCACUACGACCGCGCCCACAUCGCCCAGCUGUGCGAGAAGGCGGGGCUCCUGCAGCGUGCGCUCGAGCACUACACCGACCUGUACGACAUCAAGCGUGCAAUUGUGCACACCCACCUGCUCAACCCUGAUUGGCUGGUCAACUUCUUCGGCUCUCUGUCCGUGGAAGAUUCGCUGGAAUGUCUGAAGGCCAUGCUUCAGAACAAUAUCCGACAGAACCUACAGAUCGCCGUGCAGGUGGCCACAAAGUACCAUGAACAGCUGACCACCCAGUCCCUCAUUGACUUGUUCGAGUCCUUCAAGAGCUACGAGGGGCUGUUCUACUUCCUGGGCUCCAUCGUCAACUUCAGCCAGGAAGCUGAGGUCCACUUCAAGUACAUCCAGGCUGCCUGCAAGACUGGUCAGAUCAAGGAGGUUGAACGUAUCUGCCGCGAGAGCAACUGUUACGAUCCAGAGAAGGUCAAGAACUUCCUGAAGGAAGCCAAACUGACAGACCAGCUCCCACUGAUCAUCGUGUGCGACCGAUUCGACUUUGUGCACGACCUGGUCCUGUACCUGUACCGCAACAACCUACAGAAGUACAUCGAGAUCUAUGUACAGAAGGUGAACCCUGCGCGUUUGCCUGUUGUUAUCGGAGGCCUGCUGGACGUGGACUGUGGGGAGGACGUAAUCAAGAACCUCAUCAUGGUUGUACGUGGGCAAUUCUCCACUGACGAGCUGGUCGCUGAGGUGGAGAAGAGAAACAGGUUGAAGCUUCUGCUGCCGUGGCUGGAAAGUCGUAUCCACGAUGGGCAGACCGAGCCUGCCACCCACAAUGCACUGGCCAAGAUCUACAUUGACGCCAACAACAACCCUGAGAGGUUCCUGAGGGAGAACCCGUACUAUGACAGUAAGGUCGUGGGCAAGUACUGUGAGAAGCGGGACCCACACCUCGCAUGUGUGGCCUACGAAAGGGGGCAGUGUGAUCAGGAACUCAUUCAGGUGUGCAAUGAGAACUCCCUGUUCAAGAGCGAGGCACGUUACCUGGUGAAGCGGCGCGACCCUGAGCUGUGGGCCACGGUGCUGAUUGAAACCAACGAGUACCGCAGGCAGCUCAUCGACCAGGUGGUGCAGACGGCACUAUCAGAGACCCAGGACCCAGAAGACAUCUCUGUGACCGUGAAGGCCUUCAUGACCGCGGACCUGCCCAACGAACUGAUCGAGCUACUGGAGAAGAUUGUUCUCGAGAACUCGGUCUUCUCGGACCACAGUGAGCAGGGGACACUCUCUGCACACAGGAACCUACAGAACUUGUUGAUCCUGACGGCUAUCAAGGCUGACCGCACGCGUGUCAUGGAGUACAUCACCCGCCUGGACAACUACGACGCUCCUGACAUCGCCAACAUUGCCAUUGGCUCGGAGCUGUACGAGGAAGCUUUCGCCAUCUUCAAGAAGUUUGACGUCAACACUUCUGCUAUCCAGGUGUUGAUCCACAACAUCAGUAACCUGGACCGUGCGUACGAGUUUGCGGAGCGCUGUAACGAGCCGGGCGUGUGGAGCCAGCUGGCUCAGGCCCAGCUGCAGCAGGGGAUGGUGAAGGAGGCCAUCGACUCCUACAUCAAGGCUGACGACCCCUCCCAGUACAUGGAGGUGGUGGAUGUGGCAAAUAAGAACGGAAACUUCGAGGACCUCGUGCGGUACCUGCAGAUGGCGAGGAAGAAGUCGCGUGAAGCGUACGUGGAGACAGAGCUGAUCUUCGCCUACGCCCAGACCAACAGGCUGGCCGAACUGGAGGAGUUCAUCUCCGGCCCCAACACCGCCAACAUCCAACAGGUCGGCGACAGGUGCUAUGACGCAAAGAUGUAUGAUGCGGCCAAACUGCUGUACAACAACGUGUCCAACUUUGGGCGUCUGGCCUCCACCCUGGUCCACCUGGGCGAGUACCAGGCCGCCGUGGACAGCGCCCGCAAGGCCAACAGCACGCGCACGUGGAAGGAGGUGUGCUUCUCGUGUGUGGACGGCGAGGAGUUCCGUCUGGCGCAGAUGUGUGGUCUGCACAUCGUGGUGCACGCUGACGAGCUGGAGGAUCUCAUCAACUACUACCAGGACAGAGGAUAUUUUGAGGAACUGAUCCAGCUGCUGGAGGCUGCCCUGGGCCUGGAGCGUGCUCACAUGGGCAUGUUCACGGAGCUGGCCAUCCUCUACUCCAAGUACAAGCCACAGAAGAUGAGGGAACAUCUGGAGCUCUUCUGGUCACGUGUCAACAUUCCAAAGGUCCUGCGUGCAGCAGAGCAGGCUCACCUGUGGGCGGAGCUGGUGUUCCUGUACGACAAGUACGAGGAGUACGACAACGCCAUUGUCACCAUGAUGGCUCACCCCACAGACUCCUGGAAGGAAGGCAUGUUCAAGGAUAUCAUCACUAAGGUUGCAAACAUAGAGCUGUACUACAAGGCACUGCAGUUCUACCUGGAUUACAAGCCCAUGUUGCUGAACGACCUGUUGACCGUGCUCACGCCCCGUAUGGACCACACACGUGCUGUCACCUUCUUCCAGAAGGUUGGCCAUCUGCCCCUUGUGAAGCCAUACCUCCGCUCAGUGCAAACCCACAACAACAAGGCCCUAAACGAGGCCCUCAACAACCUGCUCAUUGAAGAGGAAGACUACCAGGGCUUGAGAGCAUCCAUAGAUGCGUUUGACAACUUUGACAACAUCGCCCUGGCCCAGAGGUUGGAAAAGCACGAGCUGAUCGAGUUCCGGCGGAUAUCAGCGUACCUGUUCAAGGGCAACAACCGCUGGAAGCAGGCAGUCGAACUGUGCAAGAGAGACAAGCUCUUCAAGGAUGCCCUGGAAUACGCAGCCGAGUCGCGGGACACGGAAACGGCAGAAGAGCUGAUCGCCUGGUUCUUGGAACAGAAGAACCACGAGUGCUUUGCGGCAACCCUGUACACCUGCUAUGACCUGUUACGGCCAGACGUCAUCCUAGAGCUGUCCUGGAGGCAUAACAUCCUGGACUUUGCCAUGCCAUUCUUCGUCAAUGUUAUGCGGGAAUACAUUUCAAAGGUUGACAAAUUAAUAGAAUCAGAGGAACAGAGGAAAGAAGAAGAAACCACAACACAACAGCCAAUAGUCUAUGGUGAACCCCAGUUGAUGAUCACAUCUGGUCCUCAGAUUGGUGUCCCCCCUCAGCAGAUGCCCCCAGGAAUGGUACCCGGCAUGAUGCCAGGUGCCGCACCCAUGCCAGGUGGCUACCAGGCACCUUACGCCUCCAUGUGAGGGGGACUGCAGAGUCAGAAACACACCUCAAAUAGUCUAUGAGAUAUCUGCCCAUCAAACCACAGUUAGAAAGGUGACAACUUAUGCAGAAGAUUUGUGAUUCGUGUCCAGAAGUGUUACCAUGAAAGAAAGCAGUUGGUGUUGGUAGUUGGUAUGAAAUGUAAGAGAAAUGAGAGAGGACCAGAAAGAGCGAUUAAGUGGCACCUAGCCAUAGACUAUUGGAGGUUUGGUAUAUAAGCUAUCUGUAGAUGCAAUAUACAAUAUGAAGGUACUACUAACUUAGGAAUUAAAAGCAUUUGUAUCAUUCCUUGAUUUGGUGCCAGGGUUAGCCUGGUCAUGAUGUGUAUUGUGAAAAAUUUGGAUGCAGCUUGAAAAAAGAUACAGAUAUAUGUGGGAUCGAUGAACAAUCAACUUGUCAUUCUGAGUUUGUUACUGUUGUCCGAUACAUAGCUUUAGAUGAACGUCAACUAAGCUUCAUCAAGUAGACAAGAAGGGUAUAAUUGUUAAUUAGGAGAUACAAUUUUUAGGCAGUAGGGAUAUGAUGUGAACGUUGGGUGUAUAUGGAAGUAUGUUGGAAGAAAAUUGUAAGAGGAUCUGAAAGAGGGCACAGAAUCACCUGUGAUUGUACAUUAUAAUACUUAAUAGCAAAUUACAAUGUAGUAUUGUGUUGAUGGGGAGGGGGGCACCUAUUGGGGAAUACUUAGUGAAAAGGCUGGCAGCUAGCCAUUUAAUAUCACAAAACCAAUUAAACAGAGCGGAUUACUGGCUAAUACGUCCAGAAUUUUUAAGUCCCGGCAGUAUAUGUAGAAGCCCGUUAGUUUUAUACCAGCAUUGUGAUUGAAAUCGCGACAGAGCAUUGGCAUGAGUAAAACAUCAUCAAGCAACUACUAACAUGCCACAUUUCAUACACUUCUGUGGCUGGUGGUGCUUGUCAACUAGUAGACUUCAUGACAGAAAGGCUGUAGUUUGAUGCACAAGCACUGAUCACUGCCACUUGUUCUAGUCAAAUCAUGUUCAAGGUACAGGUAGUAUUGAAAAAUACCCUCCUUGCCACCCCGAUAUUGUUUUUUUUACCAUUACAUACAUUGCUGUACCAAGAUUGGGUUUUUCAUUUUAUGACACAGCAAGAUUCACUUGUGCACAUACUGUAGUUGCACUCUGACAAGUCAAAAGGUGACAGUGCAUGUGAGACAUCUGUGACAGUGAGAGGCAUGUAAUAGAAGAUGAAACUGUUCAUGGCCCUAAUUUCAUCUGAAUGAAUAAAAAAAGCCCCAUACCAACAAA